Scatophagus argus is the source of this 2109-nucleotide messenger RNA. It is a transcript of the gene trim13, whose product is annotated as tripartite motif containing 13. The coding region runs from base 564 to 1760 and encodes 398 amino acids. The record is from RefSeq and is a predicted model, not a curated record. The transcript has 2 exons. Gene Ontology annotation, molecular function: zinc ion binding. Gene Ontology annotation, biological process: positive regulation of canonical NF-kappaB signal transduction; innate immune response; positive regulation of macroautophagy. Lineage: Eukaryota; Metazoa; Chordata; Actinopteri; Scatophagidae.
UUCUUUUGGUCCAGUAGUUGCAUGUUACUAUGCGCUUGCAAAAUCUGUCACAGCCCUACUUCAAUACCUUGCCAACAGGAGCAACGCUACUGCGAACCCAGUUUGUCCGUAAUUUGUCGCAUUGGAUUGGUUAGCCGGCGAUGAUUUAGGGCUCAACUCAGCUAACCAGUGUCCUGCUUCUCCUCUAUAAUACAAAGCUGGGAGAAAAUAUUUUGAUGCUACUGCCUGCGUCUAUAAAGCUAUUAACGAUUCUGACUUGAAUCCAGCCUGGUUUUGUAACGCGGCUGUAAGUUUCUUACGACGCCAGCUGUUUACAGAAAGACAUCAAGAGCAGGAUGUUAUUUAACAUAAGAUGGGCAGACGGAGGCUUCAGCAGAGCACGUGCCAACCUUUCACGCGGGUACAGCGAUGCCAGUCAGUUUCACUUUCAGGAUGGGAAUACUCCAGACACAGCUGGAACAUGACUGCAAAAUCUGUAUCCUUUGCGAUGCUACGGUAUUUGCGUGUGUAAUUUAUUGCCUGUACCGCCUUGAGAGGCAGCAUCCCUCUGAGUGUGGGAUACCAUGGAGCAGUUAGAAGAGGAACUUACGUGUCCAAUCUGCUGCAGUCUCUUCGAGGAUCCACGGGUUUUGCUGUGCUCACACAGCUUUUGCAAGAAAUGUCUGGAGGGACUUUUGGAGGGGAGCCGAGGUGCCACUUUCAGAGCACCUUUCAAAUGCCCCACAUGCCGCAAAGAGUCUCCCCACAACGGCGCAAACAGCCUGCAGAUCAACUAUUCUCUACGCGGAAUAGUGGAGAAGUACAGCAAAAUAAGGGUGAUGCCUAAGAUGUCUGUUUGUAAACAGCACUGCGGCCAGCCUCUAAAUAUAUUUUGCGCCACUGAUUUAAAACUCAUCUGUGGGUUUUGCGCAACAACAGAUGACCACAAAGGGCAUAAAUUCUGCUCCUUGGAGGAGGCAUAUGAACGAGAGAAGGAGGCGUUUGAAGAGCUGCUUCAUGGGGUGGAGAGCUGGCAGUGCGCAGAUAUCCUGUCCUGCCUGGAGACACUACAAGCCAGUAAGAAAAAGGCGCUUCAGUCGGUGACCAAGGACGCAGAAAAGGUAACGGACUACUUCGACAAACUCAUCGGUGCCCUCGAAUGCAAAAAGAACGAGCUUCUCUCCGAUUUCGAAACACUGAAGCUGGUGGUGUUGCAAGCCUACGACCCAGAGAUCACCAAGCUGAGCACAGCGAUUGAGGAGCACAGACGGGCGCUCAGCAUCGCCGAGUCUUUCAGGAGCGUCACCGACCCCCUGUGCUUUCUGCAGCAGAUGCAGGAGUUUCGGGAGAAGCUGUGGGUCCUUAAGGAGACUCUGCCACCCCGUCGGAAAGACAUGGACGUCGGGUCACUUGUGUGCAAUUUCGACGUUAAAAAGUGGGAUUCACUGAGGCUCAGAGAAGUGGACAAGAUUUCAGUCCCCCACGACAGUGGCUCCCACCGCACGCGGGGUUCACGGACAGCAGCAUACAUAUGGAUCAUUUUAUUUAUGGGUUUGUUAGUGCCAACACUGCUCCUGCUGCCGCCGCACAACCUUGCAGCCUACAUGCCCUUGCACAUUGAACCAUUUGUCACAGCAGUUUCCUCGCACCUUGCUCACACUGGUGUGUACCUGCGGGAAAUUACUGACAUGUACACAAGUUUAAUGGAUGCAGGUCAGGAAUGUGUCUUGAAUUUAAUGGACUCUGCUGUCAGUUUUAUUGGCAGUUGUAAGUUGUUUUAAUAAUUAGCUUGUGGCAUCUCUGCUAUGCAGUCACAGCUACAAAUCGUUAUUCAAGUCAGCCGUGAGGUGCGUUUAACCAGUGACAGACAUGCACCUGAAAGUAAGGAAACACUUGUCUACCCAGUUUACAUUGUCUUUUCUUUUUUUUCUGCCCAAACUUUAACCUCAGUGAAGCCAGAGAAUCAAGUAGAAUCAAUCCUCAAUCCAGAGGCUGUGUCUUACAUUUUAAUCAGAUAGACACUAACCCAUAUUUUGUCCACGAAUGUGCUAUUUUCUCUAUCUUAAGAUAUGGCAGUUUUUUUUUAUAUACAUGUCCAAGAUGAUUUAUAAAUAAACCUGAGAAAUUUAA